GGUCACAUUGCCAGGGUCGCUGGGCAAAGGCUGGGAGGUAAGUUUGGCUGUAAUUGCUAAUCGAAUGGCUGGCCGUCGUGCUGCCCUGAAGACCAUUGAUUGGCUGGCGUUUGCUGAGCGUGUCCCACCCCAUCAGAGGAACAUGUUCAACUCACUGAAGACCAGAAGUGAUGCCAUCUCUGCCAAGUUAGCCUCUCUGCCUGAAAAACCUGCUUCCAUUGACUGGGCCUACUACAGGAGUGUGGUGGCUAAACCAGGCAUGGUGGACGAGUUUGAGAAAAGGUUCAAUGCUCUGAAGGUGCCUGAGCCAGUAGACACUCAGACGAGUGCCAUCACUACGCAGGAGGUAGAGACAAACAAGGAUGCCAUGUCCUACAUUGAGGCCUCCAGUGCCCGCAUCGCUGGUUAUGAGAAAGAGCUGGAGAAGUUCAAGAACAUGGUUCCCUUCGACCAGAUGACCAUUGAGGAUCUGAAUGCUGCGUUCCCGGAGACUAAGCUAGACAAAGUGAAGUACCCUUACUGGCCACACAAGCCUAUUGCUGAACUUUAAAUAAACACUUACAGUCUAAAAACAA
This is a messenger RNA of Electrophorus electricus (electric eel), 575 nucleotides long. Its product is annotated as ATP synthase peripheral stalk subunit d, mitochondrial-like. Gene Ontology annotation, molecular function: proton transmembrane transporter activity. Lineage: Eukaryota; Metazoa; Chordata; Actinopteri; Gymnotiformes; Gymnotidae. The record is from RefSeq and is a predicted model, not a curated record. Gene Ontology annotation, biological process: proton motive force-driven ATP synthesis.